GCACGGACUCUCCUGCACGGCAAGCCAAAUUCCAACAACGACGCCAACAUGAUCGUGGAGAUGUACAACGGCCCUAUUGGCCCGUCUUUGGCUCCUAGGCGCAGCACCAUCGAUCAUACCGGAACUUCGUCCCUGCUCGGAAACGUCGCGUCGAAUGGCCAUCCGGUGCGGUCGCGUUUCAACGGCACUUUCCAGAGUAUGGAGAAACUGACCGCGACUAACCCGUCGUCGACCAAUGACUCCCUACCCCCUUCCUCUGACGCAGGCUCCCGAAUCCCCAAUAUCUUCUCGCCCCAAUCGCCGAUCGGAAAUGGCGUCCAUGACCUCCCGCGUAUCAGUGGCAAGUCGAUGAUUGACCAGGACGUUGAUGAAGACACGGGCGAAAUACUCAAAGAUCCGGUGGGGUAUGCAGAAAAUGGACACUCGGGCUCGCUCCCUCGCCGGUCAACCAACCCCCAGUUCCCUACCAACCAGUUUGCCAACUUGUCUCUUGCGACGAACAUGUCCUCGCCGCCGUUGCCAAACUACGCCUCCGGCGCAUCCGUUCACGUGGGAAUGUCCAACGCUCCGGGCGCCUUCUCUCAGCAGUCUAUGACCAACAGCCUGGGCAACGCUCAUGCGCACCCUUACCCGCACGCGCACCAGGCUCGCCAUAGUCUUCCCGCCGCCAACCCGAAUGAUAUGAACCCACCCUGCAAUACCCUGUACGUUGGCAAUCUGCCCCCGGACGCGUCGGAAGAGGAGCUGAAGGCUCUCUUCUCCAAACAACGCGGCUACAAGCGUCUCUGCUUCCGCAAUAAGCAAAAUGGGCCCAUGUGUUUCGUCGAGUUUGACGAUGUGGGUACGGCGGGCAAGGCACUCAACGAGCUGUACGGGUACAAGCUUUCCAACAGCAUCAAAACCGGGAUUCGCCUGAGUUUUUCGAAAAAUCCCCUGGGGGUUCGGUCGGGUCAGCCUGGCUCUAAUAAUACAUCGAACGGCAUGGCAUCGCAGGUUCCGGUGUCCGCUGGCAGCAGUCUGGGCGGAAUGCAUAACCACAUGUUCUCUACGGUGAGCGGACCGCCUCCUGGACUCGGACCACCAAGUUUCAUUCCAUCAAUGCCAGUGCGUAAUGGCGCCAUGCAUCCGAUGGCUAACAAUGCCUCCUUCCAUGCAAAUACAGGCUUGGGUAUUCGGACGCAUGCCAUGAACCCCAUGUCUCCCCCUCCUCCACCGUCCAAUGGUGCCAGUUCCGGCGGUGCAUCAGGUUAUUACCCCGACUACAUGAUGGGUCGGUAAAAUGACACAGGAGUUCACCUUUUCUUUCUUUCUGUGGAACUUAUGUCCGACACGCUUGAUGACUGUUAGGGUACGUGGCGCAUUUUUGUGUUUUGGGGAGGUUUUUCAUUCACGAGUUAGAUCAAUCAGCAUUGGGAAGGGCUGCUCCCCUUCCUCUUGGGAGUAAGGAUCAUGGGUCCCUGGGCUUUUCUGUCGCUUGCUUUGGCUUGACUGUUUUUUUUUUUUUUUUUUUUUUUUUUUUUUUUUUU
Molecule: messenger RNA, 1526 nt
Organism: Aspergillus steynii IBT 23096
Lineage: Eukaryota; Fungi; Ascomycota; Eurotiomycetes; Eurotiales; Aspergillaceae
Product: RNA-binding protein
Exons: 1
Coding region: 49-1278 (409 amino acids)
Molecular function (GO): mRNA binding
Source: RefSeq, a predicted model, not a curated record